Molecule: messenger RNA, 1060 nt
Organism: Cavia porcellus (domestic guinea pig)
Lineage: Eukaryota; Metazoa; Chordata; Mammalia; Rodentia; Caviidae
Product: PSME3-interacting protein-like
Exons: 1
Coding region: 43-804 (253 amino acids)
Cellular component (GO): nucleus
Source: RefSeq, a predicted model, not a curated record
AAGCGGGGCGGGACUUUGUUGUGGCGAUUGAUUCUUUUCAUUAUGGAUGGAGGGGAUGAUGGUAAUCUUGUCAUCAAAAAGAGGUUUGUAUCUGAGGCAGAAUUAGAGGAACGACGCAAAAGGCGACAAGAAGAAUGGGAGAAAGUUCGAAAACCCGAAGAUCCCAAAGAAUGUCCAGAGGAGGUUUAUGACCCACAGUCUCUCUAUGAAAGGCUACAGGAACAGAAAGACAGGAAGCAGCAGGAGUAUGAGGAGCAAUUCAAAUUCAAAAACAUGGUAAGAGGCUUAGAUGAAGAUGAGACCAACUUCCUUGAUGAGGUUUCUCGGCAGGAACUAAUAGAAAAGCAACGAAGAGAAGAAGAACUGAAGGAACUAAAGGAAUACAGAAGUAAUCUCAAUAAAGUUGGAAUCUCUGCAGAAAACAAGAAGGAAGUAGAGAAGAAACUGCCUGUGAAACCAAUAGAAACCAAGAACAAGUUCUCCCAGGCGAAGCUGUUGGCAGGAGCUGUGAAGCACAAGAGCUCAGACAGUGGCAAUAGUGUGAAAAGACUGAAACCAGACCCUGACCCAGAUGACAAGAGUCAAGAGGCCUCAUCCUGUGUGUCUCUUGGAAGUACCUCCCUGAGUGGCCCGUCCAUUCACUGCCCCUCCACUGCUGUCUGCAUUGGCAUCCUCCCAGGUCUGGGCGCCUACUCCGGAAGCAGCGACUCUGAGUCCAGCUCAGACAGUGAAGGCACCAUCAAUGCCACAGGGAAGAUUGUCUCCUUCAUCUUCCAAACCAGCACCUUCCUUGAGGCACCCUAACUCCUGUUCUUCAACAGGAAGGCCCCUCUAAAAUGGUCGGACUGUCCAUUCUGCCGCCAAGGCAUUCAUUACCUCCCUCUAAAAACGCCUUUGCUGGCCCUGUGUGCACACCGUGACACUUUUAAAAUCUCACCUAAAAGUGUGCCAGAUCCACUUGUGGCCAGAACUGUGGUCUCCUUUCCACUGUAGUGCAGAUGACCAAACCAGUCUCACUGCCUCUUCCUCACUGAUAUGGUAGGGUGGGUGUGGCCUGCAG